CCCACCACCACCACCACACUCACAGUCCUCACAUCGCCAUGGCUGCUGCUAUCACCAGCUCGCUCAUCCGACAGCGGCGGCAGACGAAGGAGGGCAUCGCCGCCUCUUCAGCAGCCACCGCCUCUCACCACCACAACCACCACCACCACCACCACCACAACCACACCAACAACCACGUGAACAACAGGCGGCAGGGAGGCGUCGGGGUGACGAGUCCCUCGCGGACGCAGGGGGGGCAUGGUCUAGGGGGUCCGAGUGGGGGUCCCGGUGGUGGUGUAGGGGGUAGUAGUGGUGGUGGUGGUGGUGGUGGUUGUGGUGGUGGUGGGGGUGGUGGUGGUGGUGGUUCAGCACCCCCAGGGAGUCGAUCUCUCUCGGCCAUCGUCUCCAAGGUUCGCGUGUUCGGCAUCAAACGCAGGAGAACGAGACGACCGGAGCCCCAGCUCAAGGGCAUCAUCACGCGUCUCUACUCACGCCAGGGCUUCUACUUACAGUCGCUACCCGACGGAGUGGUCAGUGGCACCACGGAAGAGGCCUGCAGCUACGCACUCUUCAACCUGAUCCCCGUUGGACUCCGCAUCGUGGCGAUCCAGGGAGUGAAGUCGCGACUGUACAUCGCCAUGAACAAUGACGGACACGUGUACACGUCUGAACACUUCACGGCCGAGUGUAAGUUCAAGGAGUCGGUCUUUGAGAACUACUACGUCAUCUACUCGUCGACGCUGUACCGGCAACACGAAUCGGGCCGGGCCUGGUACCUGGGCCUCAACAAGGAGGGCGGCACCCUCAAGGGCAACCGCGUGAAGAAGACGAAAGCCGGGGCUCACUUCCUGCCCAACCCCCUCGAAGUUGCCAUGUACAAGGAGCCGUCCCUGCACGACCUCGCCGAGGUUCUCAUCCAAGGGGCCGAAGCCUCCAACGCCCCCUCCCCGUCACCCUCCACCGUCAUGAACGGCGGCAAGGCCAUGACCAAAACCGACUCCACGUAGGCCCCGUUGGCCUGCUGGCCUGCCGGCCUGCCGGUCAGCUAGCCUGCUGGCUCGCUGGCCUGCUGGCCUGCCGGUCAGCUAGCCUGCUAGCCUGCCGGCCUACCGGC
Messenger RNA from Petromyzon marinus (sea lamprey), 1093 nucleotides. NCBI's taxonomy places the organism in Eukaryota, Metazoa, Chordata, Hyperoartia, Petromyzontiformes, Petromyzontidae. The record is from RefSeq and is a predicted model, not a curated record.